AUGGGUUACAUCAGUUCCCUGGAGAGGAAGCCGGCUGAGACGGCCGGGGAGGGGUCUGAGCUGGAACACGGCCUCUGUGUGAUUGUGGACAGCUUCUACAGCUACGCCGAGGGCCCGCCUGGAGCGAAGGCGCUGGACCAGGCGGCUUUCCAGAACCUGCUCAGCAACGAGCUGAGCCAUCAGCUCACGAACACAGAGGUCGAGGCGGCCGUGAUGCGCACGUUUGAGAAGUUAGAUGCCAACAAAGAUCAGAAAAUCUCCUUCGACGAGUGCUGGCAACUCAUCGCCUGGAUUUGCCAAGUGAUCCGGCGCCGCGAUUAUAACGAGUAG
Mauremys mutica (yellowpond turtle) is the source of this 330-nucleotide messenger RNA. Its product is annotated as protein S100-A16-like. The record is from RefSeq and is a predicted model, not a curated record. Gene Ontology annotation, molecular function: transition metal ion binding; calcium ion binding. The transcript is spliced from 3 exons. The coding region runs from base 1 to 330 and encodes 109 amino acids. Lineage: Eukaryota; Metazoa; Chordata; Testudines; Geoemydidae.